GGACAACAUAUGCGAUUCCUAAUCUUCUUCCGAUUCUUGCCUUCUUGUGUUUUCAGGUUCCUUUUUCUCUUCUCUUCUCUUCACUUCACUUCACUCUCUGCUUCUGUAAAAAUCUCUAAAAAACAACCAAUAUAUUUUAUCUCUGAAAAUUGGAAAAAUACAAUAAAAAAUGGAAGGAGAGGAAGGAGAAGAGCUCAACAUACAAAGCUGGCCUUCAGUCUCCAACCUUACAAACAUCAGCUUCACCAGGGAGUUGGUCUGGUUGUUCAUGACGCAGGCACUUACUGCAUGAGUAUGGCUUCAACUUACAAUCUUAAAAUGCAUCCUUCAGAAUAUUGGGUUUCUCUAUCUCUGCUUGUGUAGCCCUUCUACUAAACCCGUAUGCAGGUGGACCGGCCGACAUAUAUUUGUUUCCUGUUGGUAAGUUUACUUUUAGACUAUUGGGUAGGACGAAUUGUUGUAUUCAGGUUUAAGAUGGGUUGAUCGAAAGAGAGGAACUUGUCUGGGAUUUUUGGGUACCAAAAACAGGGAUCACUUCUCGAAUUCACCGCAAAAGAAUAAAUAAUUGGUUUUGCA
This is a messenger RNA of Malus domestica (apple), 576 nucleotides long. The record is from RefSeq and is a predicted model, not a curated record. NCBI's taxonomy places the organism in Eukaryota, Viridiplantae, Streptophyta, Magnoliopsida, Rosales, Rosaceae.